Messenger RNA from Lemur catta (Ring-tailed lemur), 5051 nucleotides. It is a transcript of the gene IKBKG, whose product is annotated as inhibitor of nuclear factor kappa B kinase regulatory subunit gamma. NCBI's taxonomy places the organism in Eukaryota, Metazoa, Chordata, Mammalia, Primates, Lemuridae. Gene Ontology annotation, cellular component: nucleus; cytoplasm; IkappaB kinase complex. The transcript has 10 exons. The record is from RefSeq and is a predicted model, not a curated record. Gene Ontology annotation, biological process: positive regulation of canonical NF-kappaB signal transduction. Gene Ontology annotation, molecular function: K63-linked polyubiquitin modification-dependent protein binding. Bases 409 to 1728 code for a protein of 439 amino acids.
GAAGACAGGGUUCCAUCGGCGGGUGGUCCGCCGCCUCCCGGACUCCCCCGGACGUUCAGGCUCCCCCUCCUGUUGGGCCCCGGCCCGUUCCUGCCGCGCGCUUCUGGAACUCUGGCCAAAGCGGGCCGACUCAGGACACGGGUUACUUGAGCGGCGAGCGGGACUGUUUCAGCCCCUCCCUCCGCCGCCGCCGCCGCGGGGUCUGACCAUACCUCUAGUGCGAGGACUCUUCUAGUUCGGAGACAUUUAUUGUUCAAAGUUGAAUGAUCUUGAAGUCGUUGAAUUCUUUAAAGAGGCCUCAUAUAUAGUUUGGCAGCCAAGUAUCUUAUCUCGGGUGCCUCAGUUUGCUCACUUUGCAAAACGAUUAAUAUCUGCCCGCCCUAUUACCACUCUGCGACCUGAGAAUGAAUGGGCCAUCCUGGCACAUUCGAGGAACAGCAAGGAGGCUGGAGCAGAACCGUGACUUGUUGGAUGAGCAGGCACCUCUGGAAGAAUCAGCUGUGUGAGAUGGUACAGCCCAGUGGUGGCCCGGCAGGGGACCAGGACGUGCUGUGUGAAGAGUCUUCUCUGGGGAAGCCAGCCAUGCUGCAUCUGCCUUCAGAGCAGGGCAGUUCUGAAACCCUCCAGCGCUGUCUGGAGGAGAAUCAAGAGCUCCGAGAUGCCAUCCGGCAGAGCAACCAGAUGCUGCGAGAGCGCUGUGAGGAGCUGUUGCAUUUCCAAGUCAGCCAGAGGAAAGAGAAGGAGUUCCUCAUGGACAAAUUCCAGGAGGCCAAGAGACUGGUGGAGAGACUCAACCUGGAGAAGCUCGACCUGAGGAGGCAGAGGGAGCAGGCCCUGCAGGAGGUGGAGCACCUGAAGAGAUGCCAGCAGCAGAUGGCUGAGGACAAGGCUUCCGUGAAAGCCCAGGUGACAUCCUUGCUGGGGGAGCUCCAAGAGAGCCAGAGUUGCCUGGAGGCUGCCACUAAGGAACGACAGGCUUUGGAGGGCAGGGCCCGGGCAGCCAGCGAGCAGGCCAGGCAGCUGGAGAGCGAGCGCGAGGCACUGCAGCAGCAGCACAGCGUGCAGGUGGACCAGCUGCGCAUGCAGAACCAGAGCGUGGAGGCUGCGCUACGCAUGGAGCGCCAGGCCGCCUCGGAGGAGAAGCGGAAGCUGGCCCAGUUGCAGGUGGCCUAUCACCAGCUUUUCCAAGAGUAUGACAACCACAUCAAGAGCAGCGUGGCGAGCAGCGAGCGAAAGCGAGGAAUCCAGCUGGAAGACCUCAAGCAGCGGCUCCAGCAGGCCGAAGAGGCCCUGGUGGCCAAACAGGAAGUGAUCGACAAGCUGAAGGAAGAGGCCGAGCAGCACAAGAUUGUGAUGGAGACUGUUCCGGUCCUGAAGGCCCAGGCGGAUAUCUACAAGGCGGACUUCCAGGCUGAGAGGCAGGCCCGGGAGAAGCUGGCUGAAAAGAAGGAGCUUCUGCAGGAGCAGCUGGAGCAGCUGCAGCGGGAGUACUCCAAGUUGAAGGCCAGCUGUCAGGAGUCGGCCAGGAUUGAGGAUAUGAGGAAGCGGCACAUAGAGGUGUCCCAGGCCCCGUUGCCCCCCGCGCCAGCCCACUCCUUUCACCAGGCCCUGCCCAGCCAGAGGAGAGGCCCCCCCGAGGAGCCGCCCGACUUCUGCUGUCCCAAGUGCCAGUAUCAGGCUCCCGAUAUGGACACCCUGCAGAUACAUGUCAUGGAGUGCAUUGAGUAGGGCCAGCGAGCACAAGGCCACCUGCAGAUGACACGCCCAGGACCAUGCAGUCUCUGCUUUCCUCUCCCACCUGCCUAGUCUACGAUUAAGGGCCAGGUGACAAAGAGCGGGCCACUGCUUUAACGCCCUAGGAGUUGGCUGCAGGGCUUUAUGCUUCAGCCCUGUUGGCCUGCUCAGCCACCUCUCUUAGGUUGGGCCUGAUGCUCUGCUCUCUUUGUUCCAUUCUGUCUGCUUGAGCCGCUUGCCUGCAGGGGCUAAUCCCUCCCCGUCCUUCCACCCCCCACCCAGGAAGUCCAGAAUGGAGGCCAGGGGCUCUCAGGGAGAGCUGCGCCCGCACGCAGAGCUGGGCAGCAGCUCCUCCUCCCACCGGCUGCCGCCUCACCCUCUCCUGUGCUCCAGGCGUGCUGCGCUCUUACCACGCACACCGUUGCGCUUGUCUUGGGCAGUGUGCUGUUCCAUUUUGUGGCCAUAGCCUGGCGCAUUUAAGUAGUCCCAAUUGAUGGACAUUUGGAUUGUUUUCAGUCUUUUUGCUCUCAUAAAUAAUGGUGCGGUGAAAAUCCUUGCAGUGUAUUUUUGGGAUAGAUUCUUGGAAGUGGCACUGCUAAGCGUGUGUGAUGCCUGGGGUGGGUGAUGCCUGGAGCUUGGUUUCUUGCCCCUGCCCCCUGGUUCCCAUGGCCUUGCCAAGGAGGGGGGUGGGCAAGGCUUUGGAUCUUUGCUGUCCACGAGGUAUGCAGUUUUGCUAUUGAGAGCGAGCUUAAGCAUCUUUUCAGAGGAUCAAGGGCCAUUUUCAAUUCUGCUGUGAAUGGGCUGUUUGUAUCUUACGCAUUUCUGUCCUGGGUUGUUAUCUUUUGUUCCUCACUGUUUAGGAGCUCUUUGUUCAUCAGCAGGAUUAGCUUUUGCCUGUGAUAGACUUUUCCCACUUUGACUUUGCUACUGUUGUUUUUUGGCCUUGAAAUUUUUAUCUUUAUGUAGUCAAAUUUAUCCAUUUUUUUUUCCUGGAAGCCAGUUUGCAGUGAAUGGCAUCUUACAAAGGACAGAGGACUCUUCACUUGUUUUGCAAGGUUCUGGACAUUUCCUAGGAUGUGAAAGCCAUGGGCAUUAACCCUGCAGUUGUAGUCGGGGAAUGACGUGCGAAGUUGAGAGAGGAUGCAGCGCGUGCACAUCACUGACCCCGCGCUGCCUCCAUCCUCCUUCCCGCCCUGCUCUGAGCUCCCUGGUUGGGAAUGGGAUGUUGUGAUUCUCUCUCUGGGCUUUCUCACAGGACUUCCUGCUAUUGGGCUGUGAGAGGGCUGACUAGAAUUAGAAUGUAAGACAUUCUAAAAAUAAGCCUGGGCUGGGGGCUUUCUCAGCAUCUGCAGGGGGUGAGGAGUGACUUUUCCAUUUCCUAAAGGCGGGUGUCUAUCAGAUUAAUCUUCGGGAAAACGUUAAAGGCAUGGGCAGGUUCUCUGCUCAGGGAUGCUGUAUUUAAAUCCUAAUCCUGCAAUUUUUCUACAAAAGCACUUUUAAUUCUUUUAUAAGGAGAGUGUAGGGGUGUCCUACGGCUGCUGUAACAAAACACCACAAACUUGGUGGCUUAAAACAACAGGAACGCGUUCUUCCACAGUUUUGGAAGCCAGUAGCGUGAAAUCAAGCUGUUAGCAAGGUUGGUUUCUUCUGCAGACUCUGAGAGAGAAUCAGAUCCAGGCCUGUCUGCUAGCUCCUAGUGGUUGCUGGUGAUCCUUGGUGUUCCCUGGCUGGUAGACCCGUCACUCCAGUCUCUGCCUCUGUGGUCACAUGGCCUCUUCCUCUUCGUCUGCCGGUGUCUUCUCUUCUGUGUCUUACAAGGGCACCUGCCACUGGGUUGGGGCCCACCCAGUAAUGCAGGAUGAGCUCCUCACGUGCAGAUCCUUAACCUUCAUUGCAGCUGGAGAGAUCCUCGUCCCAGAUGAGGUCUCAUUCACAAGCUUUGGGGGUUAGGAUUUGUACCUGUCUUUUCGGGGCCACCAUUCAACCCAGAGCCCACAGAUUAGGGCAGUUGGAGCCUGAAUGGAGGUGCAUCUGGGACCUGCAGCUCUGCUAGAGGAACUCAGUCCCCAGGGUAAUGGUGGCUGCUGGGCUAUAGAGUUUGGUGUGGGGUAGGCUCUUGCAGGCAUGAGGACAUCUUGUCUCCAGGUGGGCACUCCUGCCGGGGCCAGCAGGCAUGGGUGGGAGAGCUGGGUUGGCUCUCCCAGUAGGUAGCUGCUGUUGGACCGCCUGCAUCCCGGGUAAUGACCACUGACUGUAUGAGCGGCCUUCACACUUCUCAAGAGGGUGAACUGAGGCACGUGGGAGCCCUUCUCUGACAAGCACCGUCUUCCGAAAGGAGCUUAGAAAGAAAGAUGAGACCUGGGAGCGGCGAGAGAAGCAGUUGUUCUCCUGAGGAACUUUUCCACGUGGCCCGCGCAGCAGUAGCAUCUGGGAGCUGGAGGAACGCUUGUGCUUGGGCCCCCUGGACCAAUUGAGACUCAGUGCCCUUCCCAGAGGCUGGGCGCCCUUGCUGCCUGCCUCCCCUCUCUCGUUUGCACAGUAUAGAGUUGAUUGUACAUUACACACCAAGGAUGUGAAACCGUACCAUUUGCCCAGAAGUGGGGCAUUCUGCUUGCUUCCUUUCCAGCUUUGCUUAGAUUGGGCUUCCAGAACAACUGGCCGGAUUCUUCCCAGGACGGAACUGGAUUCCUCUCAGGAGGGAACCAGCCUGCCUGCCUUAGCUGUGGCCCCACUAUCCCCACAGCUAGAAGGACAUCCCACCUGGAGCCUGUGGUCACAUGGUCACAUCCCCGUUCAUCCACGUCCCCCUCCUGCCGCUCAAUGCACAAGAGAAAUGCAGGCGACCAAUAGGCACAGUAAGAAAGCACUUCACCCUCACUAGUAACUAAAACACAAACUCCAACAGUAAGCAAAAAAUGAUGUCAAAAUAGCAACAAAUGAAGCCCUACAUAUGACGCCCUGCUGGCAAUGGGCAGGGCACAGGCUUUGUGAUGUCUGCCCCUUCUGAGGGGGCUGUUUGGUGGGAUAGAACAACCACUUAGGAAGUGUCCUCGGCCCCUUUAACCCUAAGCGUUACUGGCGUGCACUGCAGUGGCAGCACUGGGAGCCCCGCGGCUGGCGUGAGGUGAGAGGCUGUGCCCCUGACGACGCGGCACUGCGCAGCCAGCACCUUGAACAUCCUGUCACAUGGAAUACGUGCCGUGGCGUGUUGGCAUGGAUAGGCCGGGAGACAGGGUUAUGUAUAAAGAAGUAAAAGCUGCUAACGUGGAUGGAUGUGGGUGGCUGGGUUACUGGUAAUUAAAAGUUUUUGUUAUGUA